ACCCAGCAUGUGGUAGAGAGAGAGCAUGGUCUACAUGUAAUAGGAAUGGGAGGGACUGCAAUAGUGACUGCAAGGAAGUCCUCAGCCUCUCCCCACCCAUCAGAACUGCUCUGUGCAGCCAGAGGUUGUUGGAGAUUUAGAGGCAGUGGUGGGGCUGUGGAUCUGUCUUGCUAAGAGACUACAUCAGAGCUCAGCCUGUGAGCACAAACAAGGGAUCUGGAAUCUGACAUUGUAUCUGUGGAAAGAAGACAGUCAUCCAGGGAUAAAGGGCGUUAACUGGCCGGAGGGUUUUUGACAGUUGACUCGGAGUACAGUGACCCAUAUCUUGUAAAGGGCAUCAUGGCUGAGCCGGACUACAUUGACGCUGAUAACUCCGAACUGAUAAAGCCUCAUAAAUUAAUCAAUCCAGUGAAAUCUUCACGAAACCACCAAGAUCUUCACCGUGAGUUAAUGAUGAACCAAAAAAGAGGCCUGUCACCCCAAAAUAAACCAGAGUUACAGAAAGUAAUGGAGAAAAGGAAACGAGAUCAAGUCAUCAAACAGCAAAAGGAAGAAGCAGAAUUGAAAAAAUCAGACUUUGAAAAAGAACUUCAGAAACGACAUCAGAUGUUGGAAGAGAUGGAAAUGGAGAAGAAUAAAAAUGAGGAGCAGGAAAAUAAACCCGAAUUUCUAAAAGUAAAAGGAAAUCUCAGGCGAAUGAACCAAGAAGCCAAUGAAUCGUAGGCUCCCAAGGGUAUCUGGAUUAACCAUAGGAAUGGAUUUGUGCUGGACUUUACAAGACAGACAUUUUGUCGGAGGACUGCCCUUCUGGGAAUCUCAAAACUGAACUGUCAUCCUCAACAUUUUAACAGACUUCACAAAUGCAGAACAUAGAAAGCUCAGUUAGCCUGCAGGCCGAAAGGAACUGGGUAUAGAGCUGUCUGCUGACAAAGUGACCUUUCAAAGCUGGAUAUAUAUUGGGCUGCAUAGGAAGCCUAGUUGCGACAUUACGCACAUCCAGAUUAAUGCAAACACGCUUUUUACACCUUUCCGUAUGCUAUUGAUUCAAACUGUUUUUGCAAAAUAACAUAAAAUCUUUCCAGAUCAGUAAACUGUAAUGGUAUUCGAAUACCAUCCAAAUAUAUUCUGAUUUUAAUUUUGCUUUUCCUUUUGACUUGGAAUAUAAAUUAAUAGCAAUGCAAUUUGAGGUAGUUCUGCUACACUGGCUUAAUUAUAGGAAAUAUGGGAAUAAUAUUUCACUGUGAUAAUUACAUAGAAACUGAAAGGUGAGCUGCUAAACAAGCUUUUCUUAACUGCAUUGCUAAAAUCCCCUUUUUGUUAAUCAGCGUCUAGUGAAAUAUAACAACAAAGAGUGCCUAAAGGUUUGUUUCACGGCAGAUCAUGUUGUAUACAUUUUAGCUUUUGCAUUACCUUUUUCCUGUGUGCUGGUGUUUGAGCUUUUCCAACGCAUUGCUUUAAAAAUUCAGAUAAAAUUCACUCACAAUGGCUGAGUGAUUGAAAAUGUAAACAUUAACACUGUGUUUUUGUUUUUGUGUUUUUAAAUAAAAAUCAGGAAAAAUAUAUUUUGUGCAGGGUAAUCCUGUACAAUAUAUUUGUUGGUAAUUAACAUGUUAGUAUUUAUUUGCAGACGAAUCUGAAUUAGGAGAUGCAUGCCAAUGAAAUACGUUUUGCUGAAAUUAAGGUCAAAUUCCUGAAAAGCUGCCAGAACGUCAUAUAGACGACUUUUUAUUUUUUAAUGAUAAUACUUAUUUCAUUGUUUGCUGGUAGCUUUCUUUUAGCUUUUUUUUUGUCUGUAUUGUCCACAAAAUUGCUUUUCUUCCAAUCUGGCUGCUUAUACUUUUUUUUUUUUCCUGCAUGGUUGCACUGGAUGCAAUACAGCUCUGCAGAAUGUGUUUUUCUAGAAAUGCAUCCCAUUAAGAGGAAGCCUCCAAAAACCUGUCUUACUCAUACAGAGUUAUUCUUAAAUCCCACAACAAGGAUUUGUAUUAAAUUAAUCAUUCCGCACGUUGUUUUAUUAUGGCAGACUAUAUGCAGUCCAUAACAUCACCUAGCCAAAAUACAGGAAAUGGUUUAGGGGAGGCUUUAAAUAUUAGAUUUUUUUUGAGAAUAUGGUUUCGUAUUAAAAAAAUGGGCAUUUACUUACGGUUUGAGACUUAGAUAGAGACUUUGCAAUAUUGGACUGCUUGAUCUGGCUUUCAUCACCAUUUGGUAAUCUUUGCAAACUUGAACAUAGGUGGUUAAGCUACUGAUAAUGUGGGAGCAAAUAUCUGAGACAUUCUUCUUCUUUUACUUUUUCUUCAUAUUCCAUGUGCCAUACAUUUGUAUUUUUCCGGAGUGAAAAUUGCUAUUGCAUUCUGAUUGCUGUAUAUUUUUUUUUGUAGCCUUUCUUUCGACUUGCCAUUAUUUUAUAUGCUAUAAGGAGAAUAUCCCAUCCCCUUGAAAUCAGAGAAAUCCCUUACUGUUGAGAAUUUUU
This is a messenger RNA of Pelobates fuscus (common spadefoot toad), 2473 nucleotides long. It is a transcript of the gene FAM107B, whose product is annotated as family with sequence similarity 107 member B. Lineage: Eukaryota; Metazoa; Chordata; Amphibia; Anura; Pelobatidae. The coding region runs from base 340 to 723 and encodes 127 amino acids. The record is from RefSeq and is a predicted model, not a curated record. The transcript has 4 exons.